AUGGCCGACCCUUUCCCUAUUACUGAGGCACAAUUGACGGGCCUAUUCGUCGAGUCGAUACUAUUCGGAGUUCAUAUGGUCAGCCUCGGCUAUUGCUUGCAAGCGCUCAUGUCGACGAAGACACGGUGGCGAAGAUCUAGUGAAAUUAACUGGCCUAUGGUAGCCAUUUCGUGCGCUCUGUUCGCGAAUGCGGCAUUCGAUGUCUCACUGGGGUUUUACCACAACAUGAAAGCCUUCGUGUUCUACACUGGCCCUGGCGGAGCCGCUGCAAAGUUCACGGACAUCUCAAACUGGGUGAAUGUCUUGAAGUCUCUGACGGUCGUCGUUCAAACCAUGAUUGGCGACGCAAUGCUGAUAUACCGGUGCUGGGUGGUCUACCACCAAUCCUUCCUCGUCGUGUCAUGCUCGAUUGUGCUUUGGCUCGGCUGUUUAGCCACGACUAUAUGGGUUAUCUACCUCGAAGCCACCCUUCAUUCCCGUGUACUCGUGAGCGCUAGUCAACUCCAACCAGCGGGCACGUCAUUCUGGGCGCUAACUAUCGUCCUUAACAUCAUUACAACCGGACUGUUGCUAUGGAGGAUCCAUUCCGUCGAAUCUUCCAAUCGGAAAUACCGAAUCCACAGCAUUACAGACCCGGACCGUCGCCGGAGCACACUGCAGAGAGUCAUGCUAAGCAUCAUCGAGUCGGGAAUUUUGUACAGCAUUGCCUCGCUGACGACCUUUAUCACUUUCGUCAUCGGAAGCAACGCUGUAUACGUGACAACUGACGCAGAAAUCCAAAUUGUGGGCAUCGCGUUCAACCUCAUCAUCAUCCGUGCAUCAAACAUCGCGGGGUUUGGGGACGGCUCGACGAUGGUGUCAGCGCAGACAAGUGCGACACAAAGCGCCCCACUGCAGAUCAUCCACGGCUCGCAAAUGACAAGAGAUCAGAAGACGGAAGUGCACGUCUUGGUAACCCAGGACUCGAAACAGGAUUAUGAGAAUAUGAAGGAUAGUUGA
This is a messenger RNA of Cyclocybe aegerita, 999 nucleotides long. The record is from the annotation of a GenBank genome assembly. Lineage: Eukaryota; Fungi; Basidiomycota; Agaricomycetes; Agaricales; Hemipholiotaceae.